AGAAACGUUUCAGGCUUGAAGAUAUAUAUUAGAACGUACAAAAUCUUUUAUUUUAUUUUUAUUUUUUUCUUGUAAAGCCCUCGAUUCGAAAUCAAAAUCGCAAUGCCUAAAUUACCAAUUGAAAGUCAAGAGGGUACCAGCAAACAAUCCUCAAAGAAACGAAGAAUGCGACGUUUGAGAUCACCUUAUACACUCUUUCAAAGACGAGGCAAGGGAAAGUCAGGACAAAAGAAUGCAGGGUUGCGGAUUGGAUUUGCUGUAGUUGGGUGCAUAAUUGGCUUGAUUGCAUACAUAGUAACACCCUUACAGAUUCAGACAGCAUAUGAUAGAUUAACAGGCCGAACAGUUCCAGAUUGCUUCAAGUAUGCUAUAAUGAUUGAUGCUGGCUCGGCGGGUUCACGCAUUCAUGUCUACCAAUUCCACCAAUGUAUUCGGUCGGAUCCAAUUCGUCUCCACAACGAAACCUUGUUUGCACAGACAAUCCCAGGACUGUCCGCUUAUGCCGACGUUUCCCCCCAAAAGGCAGCCGAAUCAUUGGAUAUUCUUUUAGAUCAGGCUGUGAGCGUAGUACCAAAAAGUCUGCAGGCCAAGACUCCAUUGUCGGUAAAAGCGACGGCUGGUCUUCGGUUAUUGGGUAAUACGAAGAGUGAAGAGAUUCUAGAGGCAGUGUGGCGAAGAUUGGAAACAACAUACCCUUUUAGGAUUUUAGGUGGUAGUGAAGAUGUGGCAAUAAUGGAUGGUCGGGAUGAGGGUGUGUAUGCCUGGAUUACGGUCAACUUUCUUCUGGGGAAUCUUGAUAAUGGCAAAGAGCGUCGACCUACGGCUGCUGUAUUUGAUCUCGGUGGAGGAUCGACCCAGAUCGUAUUCGAACCUGACUACCUUCCGAAUGGUAGCUUACCGGUUCUGACAGCUGGGGAUCACAAAUAUUCCCUGAAUUAUAAUGGGCGAGACCACAUGUUGUAUCAACACUCUUAUCUGGGAUAUGGGCUUAUGGAGAUGCGAAAACGGAUCCAUGACAGUGUUAUGAAUUCAAGCCCAAAGAAAGACAAAGAAGAAGAAGAAGAAGAAGAAGAAAAGUCUCACGACCAUCCUUGCCUUCCAAGAGACUUGGAAUGGUCUUUCAGAGACACUGUGCGUUUUAUUGGUCAGGGAUCCUAUGAUUCUUGCGAAAACACGGUCAAGAGUGUGAUUAAUAAAGAGGCUGAAUGUCCUGAGAUGCCGUGUUCAUUUGAUGGUGUCCAUCAGCCUCCUCUGGGUGAGACAUUUAAGCACGGUCCUAUUUACAUUUUCUCCUACUUCUUUGACCGCACACAGCCGCUUGGGUUUCCCUUGGAAUUCCGGCUGCCUGAGCUGGGUAGACUUACCAAACAAGUGUGCUCAGGUGCAUUUUUCGAAAAUGUGACGGAUGUGGAGCUGCGGGAAGAGAUGCAAGGCAGACCUGAAUGGUGUCUUGAUCUCACAUACAUGUAUAAUUUGCUGGCACACGGCUACGAGAUCCCUGAUGAUCGUGUAAUCAACAUUGCAAAGAAGAUUGACGGCGUGGAAACAGGCUGGUGCCUUGGUGCUGCCAUAGCCUUAUUGGAUGAUGCAUCGUUGCAUGACGAAACACUUUAGAUGCAACCCGCAUUUUAUUGUUGUUAUUGUUGUUGUUGUUUUUUUUUGUUGGUGUUGUUAUUUAAUAAAUCCAUAUUGUAUUUUGAUGCU
Messenger RNA from Phycomyces blakesleeanus NRRL 1555(-), 1704 nucleotides. RefSeq lists its product as hypothetical. The transcript is spliced from 2 exons. Gene Ontology annotation, biological process: protein N-linked glycosylation; nucleoside diphosphate catabolic process. The record is from RefSeq and is a predicted model, not a curated record. Lineage: Eukaryota; Fungi; Mucoromycota; Mucoromycetes; Mucorales; Phycomycetaceae. Gene Ontology annotation, cellular component: membrane; Golgi apparatus. Gene Ontology annotation, molecular function: GDP phosphatase activity; UDP phosphatase activity. Bases 103 to 1614 code for a protein of 503 amino acids.